AUGAUUCAAAGACCAUUUGCACUACUGAUUACUAGGGCCUAUCGUACAACUUCUACGGAUGCCUUAAAUGUGCUUGCUGGACUACUUCCUUUACACAUUAGAAUUGAAGAAGAGGCAGCUAGGCAAACAUUGAAGCAAUUAAGUCAAAUUACUCAAUACAAAGAUGAGAUUUAUAACCCCUCGGAUUAUGAAGGAUCUCUAAUUAAUGUUCAAAUACAUCCAGCCAAGAAAGGAAUUGGAGUCCGCAUACUGCACCAAAACGCAACAGAUCCAGAAGUUAAAGUAUGCCUAUAUACAGAUGGAUCGAAAAUUGAUAAUGGCGUAGGAAGUGCAUUUGUUGCAGUCGCUAACCAAAACAUUCUACAUACUUGGCAAGGGCACUUGCAUGAAAAUAAUACUGUCUUCCAGAGCGAAAUGUUGGCUAUAAAAGAAGCAUUAACUUACCUAGUAGAACAGCGUCAUAAUAGAGCUAUCAUAUUUACUGACAGUUUAUCCUCGAUACAUGCGAUCAAUAAUCCCGAUCACUCUUCUCCCAUUGUAACUGCAAUACAAAAGAUACUAAGGGAAAACUACAAUAGCCAAUAUUUCCUCAAAUGGGUCAAAGCGCAUGCAGGUCAUGCAUGGAACGAAUUUGCUGAUACUUUAGCAAAGCAAGCGGCUGAAAAUCCUACAGAACACAAUAUAAGGUACGACUUUCUUAAAGGUACAAAAUGGUUAGGACCUUCAUUGGAUAAGAAGUUAUCUGCAUUCACGUUUGAAAUAGUUAAAAGAUGGUAUUUACGAAAUGAAAUAGAACCUUCAAAGAAAGCUGUGCUGAUAACAGGAUGUGAUAGGGGAUUUGGCUAUUACUUGGCGAAACGUUUCGACUCCAGAGGAUUUCAGGUGUUUGCCUGUUGUCUCUUUCCCAUGGGAGAGGGUGCUUCUGAAUUGAAGAACAGCUGUUCCGAAAGACUUCAUGUGUUGGGGCUUGAUGUUACAAGUGAUGACAGCGUUAAAGAGGCUUCGAUAUAUGUUAAAGAAAACUUAGGCACAUCUGUUCUUUGGGCUAUUGUGAAUAAUGCUGGCGUUUAUAAAGGCAACAAUGCUGAAUUGUCCUCCAUGGAAGAUUAUAAAGAUACCAUGGAAGUGAACGCCUUUGGACUAGUUAGAGUUACAAAAGCAUUUUUACCGUUAUUGAGAUGUUCCAGAGGCAGAGUUAUAAAUUUAACUAGUAUGGCAGGUAAAUUAGCUAGUCCACAUUUAACUCCAUACACCAUGAGCAAACAUGCUGCACAGGCUUUCAGUGACUGUCUAGCUCAGGAAAUGGAGGCCUGGGGAAUUAAAGUGAUUUCCGUCCAACCAGAGUUUUUCAGGACUCCGAUUACAAAUCCCAAAACAAUUGAAACACAGAUAUUAAAGGAAUUUCAAAGGUUGCCUCCGAAGAUAAGGAAAGAGUAUGGAGAAUUUUAUUUAGAGGAUCUGAGAAGACGUGUAGCAUCAAUUUUUAAGUUUUCGUCACCAAAGGUUAGCACUGUGAUCGACGCUUUAGAGUCCGCAGUAAUUCUGAAGCAUCCAGACACAUCAUACGCAUGCUACAGAAACGUACUUUUUGCUGUUGGUUUCUGCAUAAUUUUAAAUGUACCUACAUCAUUUCGCAAUUUCAUAAUUGAAAUAUGUUACACGUUAUUACAUGGGCGCCUUAGGCGACCUAUGAACUUCAGAAAAUUUCUUAUGUAGAAUCUUUUGGUUAUUUUAUUGGAAGAUACAUGCAUACAAAAAAAUAUGCAUAUGUUUACUGUUGACCUGUUUUAAACAUAGUAGUAGAGUGUAACAAACGUAUAUACGAUACCUCAAUACUGGAAAGUGAGGACAUUUCUCGUAUGAAGUGGUCACCGUAUUCUUCUGACCUUAAUUCCAAUGAAAAUCUUUGGGAUGCCCUUUGGUCUCGGCAUGUUUACCAUCUACAGACAGUCUCAGACAGUUGCAAUCUGCACUAAUGGAGGAAUGGUCAUUGUUAGAAUCUGCGAUUGUUGAUUACCUCAUUAAUAUCCUGAACAAUCACUGUAAAGUUUGCGUGAAAGUCCGAGAUGAUCAAAAGCAUAUCCUAAAUGAUCGCAACAGAAUGCCUAGAAACUGUAGCGUUGGUUCUAGAAUUACUGAUAAUUCUACUAGAAGGUGAUUCUAUUAAGUACCAAUGGAAAGGACAUCUUGACACUAAAAAUAGCACAUUCCUAGAGAAAGCAUUAGUUAUUACUUAAGUAUCUGGACACAGUGUAAUAAUAUAUCCGCACAUUUGCAAUUUAAGAUUAUUUAGAGACACAACCAUUAAUUCACCAUAUUCGGUGUUAAGAAACAGCAAAAGAAUUCAUGUCGAUAUGUGUUCGAUAAAAGCUCACACUUGAUCACAUUGCAAUGAAUUGGUGGAUCAGCUGGCAAGAGAGGCAGCCCAAUAUUAUAAUGCAGAAAAAUCUUUCAUUUGUUGUCCUUGCUCAUAUCUUAUAAAUACCUCUUGACAUUUUUAUUGAAAAAUUACAAAAAGUGCUAAGUAUUUCAAAAACAAUAGCCGUAUUACGUAUUUGUAAACAGGGAAAACAUGCAUUUGAUUGCCUAUUAACUGCUGAUGUAAACUGUAAAAUCCCGAUACCUCAAUUUUCAGGAUACUUAUCAGGAAAUAGGUAACAGUGAAAGCAGGUCCGGAUACCAGAGCGGAUUGCUUAGACUAAUCGUGUAUCGUUCGGAUCCCGGAACUAUCUAUCUAGAGUUACACUCCGAAAUCAAAACAGUACAUUGCCAUAUAAGGGCAAAUUAUCAGUUUUUUCUGUAUGCAGAAUUAAACAUUCACCUGAUUUCUAUGGUAAUAAGAACUGUUUAUCGUACUUUUGGUAUACAAACUACCAAUACCAAAAUAAUCAUAUAAAAACUAUCAAAUAGUAAAACUAACGAAAAAAGUGUCUGAAAGAGCUUAGAUUUUAAUCAUCGCUCAAAAGAUCGUUUAGAGUUUAAUAUGGUUUAUCAGUAGGGAUUAUCGAUAGAGAUGACCCAAAUGGAAUAGCAAAACAUUUUAUAGGAUAUUAGAUGAAUAUGCAUUUAUAUUAAUAUUCGAACAUUAUAUAUCUACUGUAUAAUUUAAAACGAAAAAAAAAUAAUUUAAAAAGCGAAGAAAUAUAUAAUGUAAUUCUAUAAAAUGCAAUUAAAUUAUGUUUUAAUAAAGUUUUCAUUAA
Messenger RNA from Stegodyphus dumicola, 3200 nucleotides. Its product is annotated as short-chain dehydrogenase/reductase family 9C member 7-like. The record is from RefSeq and is a predicted model, not a curated record. Lineage: Eukaryota; Metazoa; Arthropoda; Arachnida; Araneae; Eresidae.